Messenger RNA from Papilio machaon (common yellow swallowtail), 3140 nucleotides. Its product is annotated as MAP7 domain-containing protein 2. The transcript has 20 exons. Gene Ontology annotation, biological process: microtubule cytoskeleton organization. Lineage: Eukaryota; Metazoa; Arthropoda; Insecta; Lepidoptera; Papilionidae. Bases 95 to 2962 code for a protein of 955 amino acids. The record is from RefSeq and is a predicted model, not a curated record. Gene Ontology annotation, cellular component: microtubule cytoskeleton.
GGCUGGCCGUCUGUCUGAAAAUAGUGAACGAAGUAUGAGUUUUCGAAAUAUGUUCGAAUAAAAAGUGAACAGUGAGUGACUGUCAUCGAGCAAGAUGGUUGAUGACGUGAAAGAUAUUACGGAAAACGCUGAAAGUAAAGUGUCGUCAGAGGCUUUGGACCGGUCGAGGUUGGCGCGCGAGCGGCGGGAGGCGGAGCAACGCAAGCGGCUCGACGAGCUCCGUGCACACGCGGCGGCGGCGCAGGCGCAGCGCGAGAAACGAGAUGAGGACCGCCGACGAAGACAAGCGGAGCAGCGCGCAAGAGAUGACGACAGGAGGCAACAGGCCGAGCAGCGAGCGAGGGACAGCGACAGAAGGCUCCAGGUGGAAGAACGCAAACGUGCGAUAUGGGAGGCGUCAGUGUCCCGACGGGAGGCACUUCUCCAAAGAGAGAAGGAACGCACGGAACGCCUGGAACGAGCCAGAGCGGCGAGGUCAACUCCCAGACCUGCAUUCGCCUUCGGUUCCUCGACACCACGACUUCUGGAGCCGGUUGAUUCAGCUGGAUUCUUCUGGGCCGCGCGCAGUACCAACCCACUCGAUCAGAUGAGCUUUUUUGAGUCGCUGGCGGCAUCAACGACUAAUGUGAUGUUCGCGUCUGCGCCGCUCACGAGACGAGCGUCGGCGUUACACCUCGAUACCUCAGAUACAGAUAAUAAAGACGAACCCGACCGCCAGCCGACAGUUGUAUGGUCAUCAGUGGCCCGGCGGCGCACCGACCUUGUGCCCACACUGCCGGCCCCGCGCGCGCCAGGUAGGGCCUACUCCAUGACGCGUCUGGACAAGCUGCCACGUCUGACGCCCACCUCCUCGCCCUCCAUGCACCACCUCAACCGCGCCCAGACGCGGUCCGGGGAGACGACGCCCGGCUCUCGUCCCGGCAGCGCGCUGUCCAAUGCGGGCGUGGUGCGGCGCGCCGUCUCCGCCCCGCGCAAACCCCGCCCCGCCUCCAUCGCCGGCACCGGCGUCAACACGCCCAGAGGCGGUGGGGACACAGGUGCGAACAGUAUCGCGACGACGCCGUCAGUGUCGCGCGACGCGACUACAGUAGCGGGCGGAGACGCGCCGCGGAGACCGCCCACUGCGCGCAAGCCACGCCCACUCUCACUACACGCCUCGCCCCGACCUGUUUCAGUGCAGUUAAGUUACAGUUGUACUUGGUCAACAGCGCCCCCCACCACCCCGGGGGAGGGCAAACCGCCGCUGCAUAGGAAACCAAAGCCUGCCAAAGAAUAUGAAAAGCGCGGCAAGUCGCAGUCUCCAGGUCGGGCGCUGUCUCCAACACCGCCUCGACACAUUGACAUUAUGGAUAAGAGCGUGAGUUCUGACAAGCGUCAGGUGAGCGCCAUAGAGGUGACACAGAAGCUGGAAGCCCUGCAGAUUGGUGACGUCAUCACACAACAAGUACUAGACAAUAAGGUAAACGAAAACAAAGAACAUGUAGAAAGUAAACCGGAACCGAAGCCCGAACAAAUUGUAGAUGAAAAUAAAGAAGAUAAACCGAUAGAAGUACAGAAGCAAGUCGAAAAGGAAGAACAACGUGAGAAGGAGACAUCGCAAGAGAGAAGAGAGGAGAAGAAGGAGCCGACACAGGAAAGAAGAGAAGAGAAGAAGGAGCCCUCUCAAGAGAAGACCGAGGAGAAUGAAAUGACGGCAUCAAUGAUGGCGCGUCGCAUCACCACGGAGGAGGAGGCGAAGGCGGCGCUCGCGGAGCGCAGGAGACGAGCACGAGAGGAGCUGGAGCGACAGGCCGAGCUGGAGAGGCAGCGUCUCCAACGUGAGGCAGAAGAAGAAGCAGAAAGGCAGAGACAAGAAGAAGAGAGACAGAGGAGGGAAGAGGAGGAGGCGCGUGAGUUGGCCGCGUUACAGCGUCGCGUUGAAGAGGAGAAGCUUCGGAAGGCUAUCGAAGCGCAACAGGAGUUGGAGCGUCAGGAGGCGGAGAAGAAGGUUCGUGCGGAGGCUGAGCGUGUUGCUCGUCUGAAGGAGGAGGAGGAGAAGCGACGAGCUGCCAAUGAGGCCGAGAGGCUGCGGCGUGAGGAAGCUGAACGUGAGGAGAAGGAGCGUCUCGCGAGGAAGCAGCGGGUUGAGGCCAUCAUGGCGAGGACCAGGCUCCGGAAGCAAGCAGAAGAAGAAAAGAAACAACAAGAGAACAAAGCACAAGUACCUACACAAGCAAGCAAUGAACAGUCAAACAACCAGACUAACGAAGUCACACAAGUCACCGAACAAGUCUCACAACCCAGUGAAGUCAUCUCACAGUCGAGUGAUAUCACACAAUGUGCAAUUUUACAAGACAACAGUGUCAUAGAAAGCAAAACAGUAGAACCAGAACAAAUCUCACAAGUUCCUGAUGUAAUUAUGCAAGAAAGUGUGAGCAGUGGUACACAGGGGCACGUAAACAUCAGCGUGCCGCCGCCGCAGCACGAGCAGCGCAGCAGUGAGGAGCACGUGCCCGUCGCGCAGGGAGUGUCUGUGCACGUGCCCGCAGACAACGGCAACAGGGUGUACACACACGACCUGCUGCAGCUCGCCUCUACUCAGCAAGAUAGUUUGAAGUCAGAGAGUGAGAUAGAGCAAGCUGUUCCCGCGACCGUCAACAACGGCAACGUCACUGCCGACCUGUUGGGAAUGUCCGACACAACUGAUAACAAGGACACUUCUGAAACGCAGUCGACGACCGUCACUACCAAACAGAAUGAUAACACCCCAUUACCUUCCAACAAUGGUAACCAACACAUUGGUCACAUAUCGGCCAACUUUAUACAAAACGAGCGCACGUUGGCCGAACACGACCAACAUGCACAGCAAGUUGGACAAAUCAAAUUGGCCGAUAUGCCCAAGCUGUUGGACGACGACUUCACCACGCACAACGGCCACAGUGCGACGCACGGCCACCCGCUAACGUUGCAAAAUGCAAUCUAAUACAAGCGAUUUAAGGUUGAAUAUUGAAUGGUUUUCAUAGUGUAUAUAUUGGCUGGACGUGUCGAAGUCGAAGCGAUUUUGAACUCUAUGCUCUUUGGGAGAAAGUUGGAUUUUGAAUAAUAUUGUAGUAUUACAAUUUUUUUUAUAUUGACAAUGAAUUCUAAACGAAUGAUUCUAA